UUCGCCACCCGCUUCACCUACGUGCUGACCUCGGGGGGCAUCGGCCCCACGCACGACGAUGUGACCUUCGAGGCCGUGGCCAGGGCCUUCGGGGAGAGGGUCACCCCCCACCCCGAGCUGGUGGCCCUGGUGCACAAGUUCUUUGGCAAGACGGACGCGCAGUGCCCCGAGAUGAAGCUGGCUCGUGUCCCCGAGUCCUCCUGCCUCAACUACGGCACAGAUGGGCGCACGGGCAGCGCAUUCAAGUACCCGCUGGUCAGCGUGCGCAACGUUUACAUCUUCCCCGGCAUCCCGGCGCUGAUGGAGCGCGCCCUGGACGGCCUUGCUCACCUCUUCCGCAGCGAGCGGACCCGCUUCCACUCCCGUGCCAUCUACGUGGCAGCCGACGAGAUCCUCAUCGCACCUGUGCUGGACGAGGCCGACGCUGCCUUCCAGGGUCGCGUCAGCUUGGGUUCCUACCCAGACUGGGCCAACAACUACUACCGCGUGAAGCUGACGUUGGACUCGGAGUCGGAGCAGGACCUGGAGGAAGCGUAUGUCUUCUUGAUGGAGAAGCUGCCGCCAGGCAUUGUUGUGCCGUUGGUGACAGACUGUGUCUCGCCGGCAGCCGCGGAGGUUUACGGCCUGGCUGAGUCAGGCUCGGCCCUGGGACAGAAGGUGGCAGGAGCGCUGCGGACCAUCGAGGAGGCUUUGGACCGGUACAGCCUGGCCCAGCUCUGCGUGGGCUUCAACGGGGGCAAGGACUGCACGGCCCUGCUGCACCUCGUCCAUGCCGCCGUGGAGAG
Molecule: messenger RNA, 785 nt
Organism: Pelecanus crispus (Dalmatian pelican)
Lineage: Eukaryota; Metazoa; Chordata; Aves; Pelecaniformes; Pelecanidae
Source: RefSeq, a predicted model, not a curated record